AUGAGCAACGUUUACCACAUUCGGAUGUGAACGCACGGAAACAACACGCUGAAAUCCUCCGCCUCUUCCUCGUCAGUUUACAUACGGACUUUACCCCAAACACUGGAAAUACAGUAAACCUGUGUCAUUUGACGCUCACGCUCGUCCCAACCCUAAUGUAAACUAAUCUUAACGAUGAAUCAAUUAAAGCGUCAUUUCUGAGAACCGGGUCAUAGAAAACAGAAAGGAACUCUUCGCCGGGAAAGGAUAUAGAUUGAAAGCAGGGAGGAUUAAUGGUGGAUUAUGGCAGUCGAGCGAAAUUUUGGUAAGUGCAGUUUUGUGCUGACUCUACUUGGAUUUCUGCUGUACCUGACCGACAUUGGGACCGAUCUCUGGGUUGCUGCAAUGUACCUUAAAGACGGACACAUUGUGUGGUGUAUUCUGGUGGUGUCUGUGAUGCUGGUCUCUGCUAUAAUCCUGCAGAGUUUCAGCUGGUCGUGGUACAAAGAUGAUGAGAACAGUUCAGAUGGAUGUCACGGUCCGCACGCCCGAGGCUGCUGUUCGUGGUUCGGUGUACUGCAUGUUUUCCAGAUGGGCGUGCUGCUACGGUUUAUAGAGGCACUUAAAUAUGGAUACAAGGCAGCAUUCAAAAAAGAGGAGACCACCUUGCUUGCCAUAUACUCAGCUACAGAUUUAAGCAUGUUACGAUUGUUUGAGGCAUUUUUGGAAGCAGCACCUCAACUUGUUCUUCAGGUCUUUAUUCUGCUGAUAUGGGAUGAUAGAGAAAAUAUUCAGUAUGUGUCUGUGAUUUUGUCAUGCAUGAGCAUUUCAUGGGCUACUUUGGACUACUAUGCAGCACUAAAGAAAUCUUUACCUGACCACUCAACACUAAUUUGUGGAUUCCCUUAUUUGCUGUACUUCUUCUAUAAGUUGUUGACACUAAAUGCAAGAAUUUUGCUCAUAACCCUUCUGACUACGAUUAAUAUCAACAUUAUGAUUGUCUACUUGUUUGUUUCAUGGCUGAUCAUGAUCAUCUGUGUCUGUGUGCAGAAGACCAAGUUUUGUUCAUCCAAAAUCCAGGAAGGCAUUUACCGGGCAGUGGUUGCCAUCAUCUUAGUUUUCACCUUUUUCAACAUAAAAGAUAAGAACACGAGAAUAAUUAUGCCGAUCUAUUAUGUAUUUAGAUUUGUUGAAACUGUUGCAGUACUUGCCAUCUGCUGGCUUCUGAAGGAUUUUAUAGAUGUUAAAAACUACAGUCUCCCUGUUGGUUUUACCAUUGUGUUCUCACUAAUUCUAGGGAUCAUUUGUCUUGUACUGUACUACAGUUGUUGCCAUCCAACUGGUAGAGACUUUAAUCAUACUGACAAUGCAGUACAAUUACCCCUAUCUUGUGAUGAAAUUGAUGGAUACUCAACUGAAAAAAAUUCAACAAUUAUACUGAAGAAUAAAAAUGAAAGUAGCAUUAUGAUAAAUUCAGCAGAUACUAAAUCUGGAAAUAUAAAUUAUAGAAUAAAAAAAUGUUUAAGCAUUUAAUUUUGAAUAAACCAACACUGGAAUGAACUUGACUCUCCUCUACAGAUGGAAGUUGUUAUAUUUGGUGUUUAAAAAAAACAUUUUACACAUCAUCAUUUUUCCAUUGGAUUGUAUUUCUAAUUUAUAAGGUAUAUAAUCCAUAGAUGGAAAAUGAACAAGUUUUUAAAAUGAAGCUCUACCUGUCAAUUUAGGCAUAUGUUAUAUGCAUCGUUUACGAAAUAACAGGGAGCUUUCUGGACAGCAAGGGCUAAAGUAACUCUUUGCUCAACCAAGGUAAACAACUGACGGUUGCUCAUCUCAUUUUGGGAUCUUGUGUAGCAUUUCUUUGCAUAAUAAUCAAAGCAUGGUGACAGGUAACUGGAAAAUGAAAUGCUUUGCAAUAUGGCAAUGUGCUAAAUAAAUGCAAUUCAAAGGAUGGUGGCAAUCCAUUUAAUAGAUUAUAAAUACCCUUCUGCUGUUAAUUUUGAAUAGAGAUCACAAAUAUGCUUUAGAAUUGAUAAGCUGUAAAUAUAAUUUUUAGUGGCCAUGCAAAGUACAAACACAGGUAAAGGUGCAAUUUUCCACUGUGGCUGCUUUGAAUCUGUACAGAAAACCUAUUGUUUUUUUUUUAAAGUACAGGUCGACCUUCACUAAUCCGACUAACUGUAAUUCGGUUCCUUCGAUAAUCCAGCACUGAUUACGCUUAAUGUGAUCCUUCUGUAAUUCGGCAUUUUCAUUAACCCAGCACUGCUCAGAUCCCAAUGGUGCCAGAUAAGUGAAGGUCGGCCUGUAUUCUGACUUUAUUGUACAAUGUUAUUAUCAGCACCACUGAAAUAAUAAUUUAUUUUAAUAAACAAGAAAGUAAAACUUGAAUAUUGCAAAUAUGUUUGGUCUGAAGUAGAGAUUUAAAAAUGAACUGGAAAAUAAGUAGCCAAAUGAAGAGGUAAAUUUAGCAAAUAAUGAAUAAAAUAAUACCAUGCAUCACAGAGUUCUCUCUCCAAUCAGUCAGAAAGCUAUUUAGUGGUUGGAAUUUUGAAUUGACUUACC
Molecule: messenger RNA, 2538 nt
Organism: Mobula hypostoma (lesser devil ray)
Lineage: Eukaryota; Metazoa; Chordata; Chondrichthyes; Myliobatiformes; Myliobatidae
Gene: xkr9
Product: XK, Kell blood group complex subunit-related family, member 9
Exons: 3
Coding region: 283-1512 (409 amino acids)
Biological process (GO): apoptotic process involved in development; engulfment of apoptotic cell; phosphatidylserine exposure on apoptotic cell surface
Cellular component (GO): plasma membrane
Source: RefSeq, a predicted model, not a curated record